AUGAUUGGGAGGGGAUUGGAACACCUGAAUCACAUGAUUGGGAGGGGAUUGGAACACCUGAAUCACAUGAUAUGGAGGGGAUUGGAACACUUGAAUCACAUGAUUGGGAGGGGAUUGGAACACCUGAAUCACAUGAUAUGGAGGGGAUUGGAACACCUGAAGCACAUGAUAUGGAGGGGAUUGGAACACCUGAAUCACAAGAUAUGGAGGGGAUUGGAACACCUGAAUCACAUGAUAUGGAGGGGAUUGGAACACCUGAAUCACAUGAUAUGGAGGGGAUUGGAACACCUGAAUCACAUGAUAUGGAGGGGAUUGGAACACCUGAAUCACAUGAUAUGGAGGGGAUUGGAACACCUGAAUCACAUGAUAUGGAGGGGAUUGGAACACCUGAAUCACAUGAUAUGGAGGGGAUUGGAACACCUGAAUCACAUGAUAUGGAGGGGAUUGGAACACCUGAAUCACAUGAUAUGGAGGGGAUUGGAACACCUGAAUCACAUGAUAUGGAGGGGAUUGGAACACCUGAAUCACAUGAUAUGGAGGGGAUUGGAACACUUGAAUCACAUGAUAUGGAGGGGA
Messenger RNA from Staurois parvus, 576 nucleotides. NCBI's taxonomy places the organism in Eukaryota, Metazoa, Chordata, Amphibia, Anura, Ranidae. The record is from the annotation of a GenBank genome assembly.